AUGGGGGAACUAGCUGCCGAAAUUCCUACAAGGGAUAACAUCUACAAAAUAUUGGCUGCCGAUCACAAAGUAAAGGCGGCCGGUGUCGAUUGUGAUGGCAUCUUACGGGGUAAGAUCAUGGACAAGGACAAGUUCCUGUCAAGUCUCGAGCAUGGGUUUGGGUUCAGUUCGGUGCUGUUCGGCUGGGACAUGCACGAUGUCCUGUUCAAGACUGAACAAAGCUCGACCUCAGUGUUGGAAGGCUUUGGCGAUUUCACCGCCAUACCGGAUGUUUCAUCCUUCCGACGAAUACCCUGGGAAGACAACAUACCAUUCUUCCUACUCCGGUUUGAGUCCCACGAUAGCCCAGUCCCUGCUGAUGGAAGAACGAUCCUCCGAUCGUUCUGUCAGGAAUUGGGGAAACAUGGAUUCAAGUCAAUGGCAGGAGUGGAACUAGAAUUUAUGAACUUCCAAACACCGACCGAGAAUGGUUAUACCAAUAAUGGAGACCCUCGAGAUCUGACAUCCUUCCUCGACAAGAAUGCCCCAAGCAGCCUUCGAUACUUGACCUCGGGUAUCUUCACAUAUAGUUCGAUACGCCCACUGGCCACCAAAACCUACUUUCAUCAGAUAUUCGACAAGUGUGUUCAAUUUAGGACGAAUUUGGAGAGUUGGCAUACCGAGGCGGCUCCUGGAGUCUUUGAGGCUGCAUUGAAGAUGAGCGAGAUCGACGAGAUGGCUGACAGAGUGACACUCUUCAAGUUCCUGGUAAAGUCAUUAGGCAUUGAACAUCAUGUCACACCGUGCUUCAUGGCAAAGCCUGUCUAUGGCCAAUGUGGUAAUUCUGGACAUAUCCACAUAUCACUGACCGAUUCCACGGGUAAGAAUGUGUUUGCACGAAAAACACCGGAUAAGAAUGCCAAAUGGAAGGACAUUGAAGAACUCUCGGAUAUCGGACGGUAUUUCCUGGCUGGUCUGUUGACGGCAAUCCCAGAUCUAAUGCCGCUCCUCGCGCCAACCAUCAAUUCAUACAAACGCCUCAUCGAGAACUACUGGGCGCCCACGACACUCGGUUGGGGUUUGGAAGAUCGGAAUUCUGCUAUUCGGCUGAUCGCGCCUCCGGUGUCCAAACCUGGUGCGACGAGGUUCGAGAUCAGAAUACCCGGGGCUGAUUUACAUCCUCAUUAUGCACUCGCUGCACUUCUAGGGGCAGGAUGGCGCGGAGUCCAGAAGAAGCUUGAGAUCCCGGUCCCGCCAACUUUGCUCCGAAAGGACAAGCCAGAGUCAUUAUCGAAUACUUUGGAUGUAGCUGUCGCUCGGUUCAAAGCGCCAGGAAGUAUUGCUCGUGAGAUCUUUUCGGAUGAAUUUGUCGACCUCUUUUCGUCGUCACGAGAACAUGAGAUUCGUCUAUACAAAGAGGCUGUUACGGAUUGGGAGUUUAAGCGAUAUAUUGAGACCGUUUAA
This is a messenger RNA of Exophiala oligosperma, 1443 nucleotides long. RefSeq lists its product as uncharacterized. Lineage: Eukaryota; Fungi; Ascomycota; Eurotiomycetes; Chaetothyriales; Herpotrichiellaceae. Gene Ontology annotation, molecular function: glutamine synthetase activity. The coding region runs from base 1 to 1443 and encodes 480 amino acids. The transcript is spliced from 5 exons. The record is from RefSeq and is a predicted model, not a curated record.